AUGUCUUCCGAGUACAUCACCUUCAAAGGCUCCUCGUCCGGGAAAGUCGUCCAGACCACCCUCCACCCCUCCCCUGGCCCAACCGAAGCUGUCGUCCGCCAGACUCACUCCGGCGUCUGCGGCACCGACCUCCACCUCUCCCACACCGGCGCCGCCCUCGGCCAUGAAGGCAUCGGUAUCGUCGAGUCGCUCGGCGCUUCCGCCCACUUGAUCAGUGAUGUGAAAGUAGGUGACCGUGUCGGACUAGGAUGGAUGCAGAAGUACUGCGGUAAAUGCAGGAUGUGUCUCUCCGGCUUCGACUCGAUGUGUGAGAACAGCAAGGAGCUGUGGGCGGCGGACAAUGAGACUGGAUCGUUUGGGAAGGGGAAUGUUUGGGACGUCUCGGCUUUGAGGAAGAUCCCGGAUGAGCUGGAGAGUAAGGACGCUGCGCCGUUGAUGUGUGCGGGAGCGACGGUGUGGGGAGCGAUGCAGCGAUGCAAAGUGAUGUCGCACCACUGGGUUGGCGUGGUGGGGAUUGGAGGCCUCGGGCAUCUGGCCAUUCAGUUCCUGGCGAAAAGCGGGUGUGAGGUCGUCGUCUUCUCGUCUUCUGACAAGAAGAGAGGAGAGGCGAUGCAGUAUGGCGCUACUGAGUACCAUACCAUUGACGAGAUCAAGUCGCAGAAAGGCGAGACGAGCGAGCUGUAUACCUCGGAGAACAUCAAGGCAGCUCGAGGAUCGAUCAAGCCGCUCGACCACCUCUUCAUCUGCAGCGGCGCGCAACCGGACUACUCGCUCACUCCAAGCUUGCUGAGCAACGCGGCUGACAUUGUCAGUUACAUGCCCCUAAUGGCCAUGUGCGGCAACGUCAUUCCCCUGACAGUCGACCUCGCUCCCACGCCAGUCCCGCUCGCCGCAACAAUCUUCAUGGGCAUCAACAUCCUCGGCGUCAAAGUCUGCAACCGCACUGAAUACGAGGAUAUGUUCAACUUCUGCGUAAGACACAAGAUCCGGCCGACGAUACAGGAGUAUCCCAUGACGGAGGAGGGGAUCAAUGAGGCGGUGGAGGCAUUGGGAGAGGGGAAGGUGCAUUAUCGGGCUGUUGUUGUUGUUGCGUGA
Messenger RNA from Saxophila tyrrhenica, 1095 nucleotides. RefSeq lists its product as uncharacterized. The transcript has 2 exons. The record is from RefSeq and is a predicted model, not a curated record. Gene Ontology annotation, molecular function: zinc ion binding; oxidoreductase activity. NCBI's taxonomy places the organism in Eukaryota, Fungi, Ascomycota, Dothideomycetes, Mycosphaerellales, Extremaceae. Bases 1 to 1095 code for a protein of 364 amino acids.